Messenger RNA from Cydia amplana, 2262 nucleotides. RefSeq lists its product as uncharacterized. The coding region runs from base 1 to 2262 and encodes 753 amino acids. The transcript is spliced from 13 exons. Gene Ontology annotation, biological process: proteolysis. Lineage: Eukaryota; Metazoa; Arthropoda; Insecta; Lepidoptera; Tortricidae. Gene Ontology annotation, molecular function: metallocarboxypeptidase activity; zinc ion binding. The record is from RefSeq and is a predicted model, not a curated record.
AUGAAAGGUAAAGGAUUUGGCCGAACGGUUGCUUUUCUCGUAUUCCUGAUAUUAGCGUUAUGCGACGCCACGCAGGAACUGAAUGAACACAAGUAUCUUCAUUCACUGAAAGGCAAAUCGUACAGAAACCAUGCUUUGAUCCGUGGUGUCCCUAAAGAUUUCGAAGAUUUAGAGUUCUUCAAGAAACUAGAAAUUUUUGCCUUCGACAAACAAAACGUUCGGCCGUAUACUAGAGGAACUUUGCAGUCAUUUAAUUGGCACAGUUACUAUCGCCUCGACGACAUUUACGACUGGCUCAAAGACCUUAGCGACACAUACCCGGAUGAAGUCCGAUUGCGUACUAUUGGAAAGAGUUAUGAAAACCGGACAAUAAUGGCAGUGAAGCUUGCCUUAAAGGGAUCUAUAAGGAGAUCCAAGAUUAUAGUCGAAGGGGGUUGUCAUGGAAACGAAUGGAUAUCUCCAGCGUUUGUUACCUACAUGUUACAUACAUUACUAAAUUUCAAAAAGUAUGAAAACGAAGAAUUGGAGGCUAUUGCUCUCAUGUAUUCUUGGGUUUUCGUUCCUGUAAUGAACCCAGACGGAUAUGAAUACGCUCAUAUGACAGAUCGAUUAUGGAGAAAGAAUCGCCGUGGUGGUUAUGGCGUUGAUUUAAAUCGGAAUUAUGGAAUCGCUUUUGGGGCUCACUGCCCCGACAAAUCUAAGAUCGAAAGUCGUGAAUAUUGCGGUGAUAGUCCGUUCUCCGAGCCAGAAUCGGAAGCCAUGGCACUAUUUACAAAAGAAAACAGCGAUAACUUGGAGUACUACCUGUCCUUCCAUUCCUUCGGACAGCACAUUAUUUUACCUUACUCUACAACUAUAGAGCAUAAAGAUAACUACAAUGUUGUGGUAAGUUUGGUUUUAAAAUUAAUGUGUUUUCUGUGUUUCAUGUCUAAUAAUAAUGAAAAAUCUGUAAUGUAUUUCAUAAAUGCUAGUUUUUUUAUUUUCUUAUUACUAACGAGAUGUGACAGCAAAACUUAUAAAAAUCACGCGUUGCUCCGUGGCGUUCCGUAUGAUGAAACAGAGUUGAUAUUCUUCAAAACACUGGACAAGAUUUACGAUGUGAUGUGGUGGAAGGAACCAACUUUUGUUCAAAAACCAGUGGAAUUCAGCAUUAGUCCUAAUAACUUAGCAAAACUGUAUAUGGAUACGGAGAAGAUGAGCGUUCGCUUCAUUAUUGUGAUCAGGAAUUUACAGGGUGCCUUCGAUAAACAGAAAGCCAGUCCUUAUUUCAGGCGUAACAUGGAAUCCUUUAACUGGCACAGCUACUAUCGCCUAGACGACAUUUAUAACUGGCUUAAAGAUGUUAGCGCUCGACACCCAGAGGAGGUGCAGCUUCGGAAAGUUGGCACAAGUCACGAAAACAGAACAAUUAUGUCUGCAAGACUGACAUUGAAAGGGUCCAUAAACAGAUCCAAAGUGAUAGUGGAAGGAGGUUGCCAUGCGCGUGAGUGGUUGUCUCCGGCGUUUGUAACUUACAUGUUAUACACAUUGUUAAACGCCAAAAAGUAUAAAGACCAAGAGCUGGAGCAUAUCGCCUACACGUACACUUGGGUUUUUAUACCCGUCAUGAACCCAGACGGAUAUGAAUAUAGUCAUACGACGGAUCGCUUAUGGAGGAAAAAUCGUCGUCCUGGCGGCGGUGUAGAUUUAAAUCGAAACUAUGGUAUUGCAUUUGGAACUCACGGUGCAAGUACUUAUCCAACCAGUAUCAAGUAUUGUGGUGAUAGCCCUUUUUCCGAACCGGAGACAUAUUCAAUGGCAACAAUGGCAAGAGAACAUAGACACAAGUUAGAGUACUACAUUUCAUUCCACUCUUAUGGCCAGUUUUUAAUCAUACCUUACACACAUUUGAUGGAACAUGAGGAUAACUAUGACAAAGUGAAAAUAAUGGCUGAUAAGGCAGCUACACGAAUGAAAGACAAUCACGGGAUUACGUACACAACAGGCACUUCUUACGAAACAGUGGGCAAUUAUGCUUUAACAAUUGAGCUCCCCGAUAAGGGGUCCCACGGCUUCGCGCUGCCGCCGGGGCGAAUCCUGCCCUCCUGCCAGGCCGUUAUGGACGGGCUGCUAGAAAUCCUUGCUCCCCAAUCUAAAAGAUUCUUGAGGAUGCAUGAGAGCGCCGCACGGAAAAACCAACUCUGUGUUAAAGUUAUAUUUGUUUGUAACGUGUUUGUGUAUAUUAUGAGAGAUAUUAUGAGAUUAUUAAAUUAUUUGUGGUAA